This is a messenger RNA of Anneissia japonica, 2536 nucleotides long. Its product is annotated as sterol 26-hydroxylase, mitochondrial-like. Gene Ontology annotation, molecular function: iron ion binding; oxidoreductase activity, acting on paired donors, with incorporation or reduction of molecular oxygen; heme binding. Gene Ontology annotation, cellular component: mitochondrial inner membrane. The transcript has 11 exons. Bases 126 to 1676 code for a protein of 516 amino acids. Gene Ontology annotation, biological process: C21-steroid hormone biosynthetic process; glucocorticoid biosynthetic process; cellular response to peptide hormone stimulus. Lineage: Eukaryota; Metazoa; Echinodermata; Crinoidea; Comatulida; Comatulidae. The record is from RefSeq and is a predicted model, not a curated record.
UUGUGGCAAGUCUACAGUCCCAGGUCUGGACAGCUAGGCCUGAAAGACGUAACAGUUCUUGCCUUGAGUGUUGCUUGAACACCUUUCUUUCUCUAUCCUCUCUCCUGGCGGUAUUGUUAAAAAGAAUGCUUCGGUACACCAACACAGUAGUGGUAACUGCAUCCACACCUUUGAUAAGAAGGUUUGUGCACCUAGAAAAUGGACCAUACUUGACCCAUACUAAGCAUGAGACACAAGAAAAGGUGAAAGCAUUUGAUGAAAUACCAACCAGAAAUGCAAAUAUUCUACAAGCUGUCUUUGAUAUGAUUUACUUGAAGCGGAAAGGAUUGCUAACCAGGUCUGACCUAGUGGUCCAAGAGAAUGCUGAUAAAUAUGGGCCAAUUAUGCGAAAUUUCAUAGGAAAUCAAUUCAUAGUACAGAUCGUGGAUCCGAUUUUAGUAGAGAAAGUGUUCCGAGCAGAAGGAAAAUAUCCACAACGCAUGGAUUUCAAACCAUGGAAAGAGUACAGAGCCGCAAGGAAACUUCCUUUGGGAUUAUUUCUACAAGAUGGAGAGGCGUGGCAUAAAAGCCGUCAAGCUAUCGGCAAGCGUAUUUUGAAACCCAUAGCAAUGGCACCAUACCUUCCAGCAAUGAAGAAUAUAACAGACGAAAUGAUUGGACGCCUGAGGAGAAUCCAGAUAAAAGAAGGUGAAAAGAAAGACAUUAUGCCAGAUCUGGAAGAGGAGCUUUUUAAGUGGUCCAUGGAAGGCGUUACAAUGGUUCUCUUGGAUCAUCGACUUGGCCUAUUGUCUGAUAAGAUUGAUAAGCAAUCACAGAGUUUCAUUGAUGCAACCCACGAAAUCUUUGCAACCACAUUGGAGUUGUUCUUGUUUAAUGACUUCCACAAGCGUUUCAAUACCAAAUUGUGGCAGCGACAUGUUGCUGCUUGGGAUACAUCUAUUUCACUCACAAAGAAUUUGAUCCAGCAUCGUGUUGAGGACUUCAUGUCAGCAAAAGAGAAAGGCUCGGAAGUCAAAGAAGAUACAUUCCUAGGGGCUUUGAUCGCCAACAGUGACCUCACUCAAGAAGAAAUCUUUGGCAACUUGUCUGAGCUGAUAGGAGCUGCAAUCGAUACGACUUCAUACACCUUUUUAUGGACGUUGUACUUGCUAGCACACAAUCCUGAUGCUCAGGCAAAACUUCACAAAGAGAUAUGUGAUGCCUUACCGGUCGGUAAGCAAAUAACUCAAGAAGACUUGGCCAAGUUGGUGUAUAUGAAGAUGGUGAUAAAGGAAGCGUUGAGGAUGAACCCUGUUGUCACUGGAUUAUCAAGAAAGCUUGAAAAUGACAUUGUACUUAACGGGUAUCAUAUCCCAGCAAAGACUACAAUUGCAGUGCAAUUUUACCCAAUGUUAAAAAACCCAAACUACUUUGAAGAUCCAUUGGAUUUCCGACCCGAGCGCUGGGAUCGGACGAAGAAAAACAGUAAAGAUGUCAAUGCAUUUGCUUCAAUUCCCUUUGGUUUUGGCACAAGAAUGUGCAUCGGUCGUAGGUUUGCAGAACAGGAGAUGCAUCUACUGUUAGCUGAGAUAAUACGCCAAUUCGAUGUAGUGCCAACUAAGACAGUUGGCAUAACAACCAAACUUGUGGUCAUUCCAGAUGAGCCGGUUGAUCUGAAAUUUAUUGACAGACAUUAGGGAAAAAAAACUCUAAAAGCAACUCUGUAAUGUAUAUACCACAGCAAUAUUUUAAAGAAUUGGACUAGAAAAAAAAAACAUUGUAUCUGUAACGAAAGCCUGCCAUAUUGCAAUACAAAUAAUAAUUUAUAUCGAAUUGAGAAGUAGUAAAUAUAUUAAACAACCAAUUAUGAUUUACAAUUGCUUAUGCGUUCUUGUGCGUAAAGGUCCAUUCAUUGCCUCUUACACGCUUGCUGGAUUUGCUCAACUCGGGUCAGAUGUCUCCGAAGAUGGAGGGCGAUAUCCCCGACGAAGCCUCUGGAAACGAUGACAUUUCGUUUAGUCACUCUAAGAUAAAGGAUAUCUUCUCACAAGAUUAUCGAGUGAUUCAGUUAUUUUUGGAUAAGCAUCAUAAAUCAUAAAAUUCAUAGAUUUGAUAGAGUGUGAAAAUGUAUUACAAUUUCUCUAAAUACACAAGUGAAUGCAUGGUAUAUUUCGUAUUUAUUUCUGUUUUAAUACAGCAAUAAACACAUCAGUUGAAUUACGGCUUGUUGAUAGCCGGAGCUAAUGGACGUCUGCUGUCGAGUCGUUCAUUACAUAAUUUUUUACAAAACUUUUUUUGGUCUCAAAGGUUUUGCUUACAAUAAUUAUAGCAGUUAUAAUAUAAAAAUAAUUGUACUUAAUAUAGCAAUUGAUUAAACUUUUUUUCCUGGAUUAGAUGUAUGUGUAACCACUGUAAACGCUAAUUCCCAUCAAGCUCUACUAUUUUCUUCAUUUUUUUCUCUUUUUUUGUGAUGGCGUUACAAGAAUCAGGCGUACUUGCCUUUAAAAGGUUUUAUCCUUCUUGGGCUUAAUAAUGUAAAUAAAUUUUAUUUCUAGGA